AACCUGUCCAUUCCCAAGAACUACUUUCGGCAAAUCAGUCCUCCAUUGUCGUGAGUUCGAUACGUUCCGCAGAUCGCAGAUUGGAAAUAAUGCAACGGUGAAGACACCCUCGAACCCACCCCCAGUUUAACGCCGAGACAGUGUCAGUGUAUUAGUUAUUUCUUGUUAACGAACCCGGAUUAAUCUGCAAGAUGCCUUGUUCUGCGGUCACGCUCAGUUUGGCCACCAUCACUUCCAUCAUCGCUGUGGCUUUGCUCUCUAUCGCGUUCGCCACCGAUAAUUGGCUGUAUAUUGAAGUUAAAAGGACCAACAUACAAAACUACCUCAGCAAACACUCAGACGUCCAAAGCCAGGCGCUUCUGGACAGCGUCAACUCCAAAUAUUACUAUUUCACCAGGACGAAAGGAUUGUUCAGGAUAUGCUACCCGAAAGAACGACCUCCGACUGUAAAAACAUAUUUGAGCCCUGUGGAAACCCACUGUAACAACGUCAACUACUACAUUCCCGAUGAAAACAACGAGACGAGAGAUUUUACCGACGACGCGUGGACGAGAUUGCAUAUGGGACGUUCGAUGAUCGCUCUUUUCAUCAUCUCAUUCCUCGCCGUUUUUGCUGCUUUCUGCACUGGAGUGACCGGAUGCUGGAGACGAUCGCCAGGAAACAUUACCGCCACCGCGAUCCUAAUGCUGCUCGCAUGCCUGCUCAGUGCCGGAGCAAUGGGACUUUGGCAUGGAGUCGAGUACUACGAAAAGGAAAAGGUCGUCGGAGAGGAGUUCUACCAACAAUGGAGCAAUAUCCUGCAAGAGAACAGUGACAUAAUGUACGAUUGGAGCUUCGUGCUGAGCUGGUUGGGAGUGUUUUCCUGCCUGGGGGCCUCGCUGCUCUUCUUCUUUGGCUCCUGUUGCCUGUUCAACGAGCGGGAACGCGAACAGUUGAACAACGUCCAGUACAUAAUGCCAGUGUAUCCCCAAAAACAGCAGUACGCUUACGCAAGUUAUCCGGUGGCAGCUCCCCAACCUUAUCCAGGAGGACCAUAUUACACAUCAGGGAGCGCUUAUGGACCCUACAACUACUAAUACUUAAAAUCCGAUAAACAGACUGUCUUCCAUUUGAAUGUGGUGAUAAAAAUUUGCGAGUGGUCGAGAAAAUUUGCUCAGGGCAAGUUUAACCCGUUUUGAGUAGAUAGUUUUUAUGUUUUUUUUAAUAAUUUAGUUUAGUUUGGGUUGUAAAACUGUUGCGAUGAUUAAGGACAAUUUUUAUACAAUGUACAAAACAACGUUGAUAUUAUGACUGAGCCCAAACGAAUGUUUUUUUGUUUUGUUGGUACAAAACUGCAUUAUCACAUUUUUGUACAGUAUACUUUUAAAUUUAUUAUUAUUUUAAGUUACUUCAGACUAUUUAAAUUGUAAUAUAUAGAUAGUAGACAAAUUUAUUUUCUAUUUAUUUGUGUAACUGAUCAGUUUUUUAUAUAUAAAAUAGAUUAUUUAUAGACAUUUUUAUACUUAUAAAUAGAUACGACGAAAUAUUUCAUACACUUUCUAUAAUAAAAUGUUAAAAUUCA
This is a messenger RNA of Aethina tumida (small hive beetle), 1561 nucleotides long. RefSeq lists its product as uncharacterized. The record is from RefSeq and is a predicted model, not a curated record. The transcript is spliced from 7 exons. NCBI's taxonomy places the organism in Eukaryota, Metazoa, Arthropoda, Insecta, Coleoptera, Nitidulidae. Bases 192 to 1076 code for a protein of 294 amino acids. Gene Ontology annotation, cellular component: membrane.